AAUGAUGGGACCCGCCCUUUGUCCGUUGCCAAAAGCAAAAGAGGCUUAAACCCUUCACCACCAGCAAAAUCUCAAAACCCCUAAAGGAACUGCAGAUCAACAUGAUGAAACGGGGAAAGUCAUCCGUCUUAACAUUUGCUGAGAAGUGCAAGAAUAUAUUGGCUUCCAAUUGGCAAGGUAACCUUAAUACCAUCAAAGCCGAUGCCAAAGGAAGCAAGGAGGAGAUUUACACUUCAAAAGUGAAGUAUAUUGUGAAGAAAGGGAAGCCCUACAUCUGGGUACCUGAGAAGGAGAUGCAUAAUGUGAACACUAUUAUUGAUGAACGUGGCUCUUUUGCUGUGAGCAGUCCCUUGCCAGGUCCUCUUGCGCAUUUACUUAGAUCAAUAAGGAAGACACCAGCUCGGGUUGCUCUGGUUGGGGAUGUUGUGCAUCUUAAAGAUGAGAAGGCUAUGUCAGCAGCAGAAAGCCUUAGGGAAACCCUUUUAGCAGAACAAAGAGCUGUUAAGGGGUUGAGUUAUUCAGUUUCUGGAACAUUGAGUUCAUCUUACCUUGGUUCUAGUUUGCGAAGUGCAAACCUCGAGGAAUUACUCCAAGGCAAUGAACAAUACUCUGUGUACAGGUUCAAUCUAAGCUCAUGCAUGUAUAUUGAUGGCAAUGGAGGAAUUCAUGAAGUAAAUCUUGAGGACAUUGAAAAGUCUAAAGCAGAGCCUCUAUCUCUGUUCGCAAUGGGCCUGAUUGAUGGAAUUAAUCAAAGUGAAAUGAGGCGUCGAGCUCUUAUUCUUUUCUGCAUCACUUUCCUAAAUGAAAAUGCAAAGGAUGCUUUUCUUCUUUCGGUAGAUAGGAAGGGAUUUGAUGUGCUUGGAAAAGUUUUGGGCUCGGUUAACGCUGAUGGUUCUCGCGAGUACCAGUGGAAGGAGUUGAGAUUCACAUUUAAGGACGAGGCUGGUGAUGUUGAAACAUUCUGUCAACGGCUGCUUGAAAUGGAAGAGGAAGCCCUGAAGAGU
This is a messenger RNA of Sesamum indicum (sesame), 1004 nucleotides long. RefSeq lists its product as uncharacterized. NCBI's taxonomy places the organism in Eukaryota, Viridiplantae, Streptophyta, Magnoliopsida, Lamiales, Pedaliaceae. The record is from RefSeq and is a predicted model, not a curated record.